Mercurialis annua (annual mercury) is the source of this 2624-nucleotide messenger RNA. RefSeq names its product probable LRR receptor-like serine/threonine-protein kinase At1g05700. The record is from RefSeq and is a predicted model, not a curated record. Lineage: Eukaryota; Viridiplantae; Streptophyta; Magnoliopsida; Malpighiales; Euphorbiaceae. The transcript is spliced from 8 exons. The coding region runs from base 233 to 2161 and encodes 642 amino acids. Gene Ontology annotation, molecular function: protein binding.
CAAAGUCCAAACACUUUUCAGAAUACAAUGGAGAACAAUGUUUUUAACCUAAUCUCAGAAGAUGAUUUUUAAAUAUAAUAUCUAAUGAGUCCUUACAAGAUUCAAGAUAUAUGUAAAAAUCCUUACAUCUAACGUUUUAUUUUUCAACUCUCAUCUCAAUUUCUGAACAGAGUCAGUAGAUUCUGAAUUAAUAUGUCCUUUCAGACACACUUCAAGAUAUUCCAGCAGAAUUAUGGCAAAGUUUUUAAUCUUCCUACUACUUAUGUUUCUCUUCAAAACUUAUCCAUCACAAGACAUAACAAAUUGGGUCAGAAUUGACUGCGGAUCAGACGGGAGCUACGUCGAUAACGGACUUCUCUGGCAGACAGACGACCGAUUCAUCAAAACAGGCGAAAAUAAACAGAUUUCGCCAGAUAGUCCGACAAAAUUAGACCAAUUGAAGACACUUCGCGUUUUCAAAGAACAGAACAAGAACUGUUAUAGUCUGCCUGCUCCGACAACAGAUAGGUACUUCAUUCGAGCAAUGUUUCAUUAUGGUGAUUAUGAUGGUAACUCGAAUCCACCGAGUUUUGAUCUCGAGUUUGAUGGAAAUAAGUGGAUUACUGUUGAGACUUCUAUGACUGGAGCUGUCUUUCAUGAACUAAUGUACAAGAGCAAAGGCGAAAAUAUUAGUGUGUGUCUGGCACGAACCGAGGAUACGCAGUUUCCUUUCAUUUCCGUGCUCGAAGCUUGGGCUAUGCCGGACGAUUCUUACUCUAUCAUGAGCAAAGAUCGAGCCUGGAUUAUAGGUUAUCGUUAUAAUUAUGGUGGCACUGAUUUGAUUCUUGGGUAUCCUAAUGAUCGAUUAAAUCGCAUUUGGAAGCCGAUAACUCCAUCAGGAUUACUUGCAGUGCAAGCUAAUUUCACAACCCUAGACUACACAGUUGUUAAUGAACCUCCUGAUGAGACAAUAAUUCAAGCUGUUCAGUCUCAACUUCCAACAGAAUCUAUUAUUUUUCCGCCUUUCGAAUUCGACGGAACAAAUCGCCUGUACCAUGUCGAUUUUUAUUUCACAGAAAUAGAUCAAGAUCCUAAUGCUAUUAGGAACAUUUAUUUAUAUGUGAAUGAUGCCCUUGAAUUUACUAUUACCCCACAGUACAAAAACUGCACUGGCUAUAUGAUAAAUACUCAAUCUUUUGGUUCAUUGAUUGUUUCUCUAGUUCCAACUUUAGAAUCCACAUUACCCCCAAUAAUCAGUGCAAUUGAAGUAUAUACAGCGACCGAUCCGCUUGUUGGUGCCGGAACUUCACAGGAUGAUUUGGAUGGUUUAGCAGUUCUCAUCAACUCCUUUGAGCAGCUACAAGGAUGGAGCGGCGAGCCCUGUCUGCCGCGUGAUACUGUAUGGCAAUGGCUGAGCUGCGACGGCUUUGACCCGCCAAGGGUGACUUCAAUAAAUUUGACAGGAUAUGGUCUGAAUGGUCCUCUCCCUGACUUCAGCAAAAUGCAAGAGCUUGAAACAAUAAAUCUGUCAAACAACAGCCUUGAUGGUCCAAUUCCAGUUUUCCUUGGAAAUCUGCCUAAUCUAAAUUUACUUGACCUUCGAGAUAAUGAUUUUUCUGGAGAUGUUCCACGGAGUAUUGCUAACAACAACAAACUCACCUACUACAUAGAUGGAAACAUAAACCUGCAGCAAAGAAAGAAAAAGAACUCAGCACUUAUAGUUGGGUUAGCCGUUGGCAUACCAAUAGGCAUACUACUAGUAAUUGCAGUGAUAAUCAUAAUAUAUGUCUUCAAUUACAAGCAACCGUCGUCGAGCCAAGGGCAAGCACCAGAAACGGAGAUCACAGGCGGCAUUGCAGGCGCAAGUGCACAACUUCAGUCUCAAGAAGAUAGUUCUUCCGCAUUGCCGAUAAGCACAUCAGCAAUGGUCAAGCCAGUACAUCCCACGGAGGAUGAACCAAUCGUUAUAACAGCUGCGGCUCCAAAUGGUUCUUUAGUAAAUCUGUUAAUAAUUCAAGAAAAUGCGUUUUCUGCAGGAGCAGCAAGUGGAGAAGCUAAUGUUUCGGACACUGUCAAUGCUGUCGUUACUAGUCAUCAGCCUGUGUCGCAAGACAUUGACGAGGAAGAGCUCAAGGAGCUGCUUCGACAACAUGGAAGUUCAGGAGCUUAUGGGAGAAUAUAACUUAUAGGAUUCGUUUUUCAAUGAUUAAAAUUAAAGUACUAGACUCAUAUGCCAACUUGAAUACACAUGUUUUACUUUUGAGCAAAUUGAAUAAAAGUUUAAGGCUUAAUCACCAAAAAAACUCACCUUUUAGCCCCUUUUCAGUUGCACCCUGACGUUGCAAUUUUGUCAGUUGCACCCUAAUUCGCACCUUUGGGUUUCAAUUCCACCCUCAAAAUUAAAUUGGACUUUUUUCACUCGGAAAAAAUUCAUAAAAACCCUUAUAAAGUACUCGUUUGAACUCUUUUCCACAUAAAAAGUUAAAAAUGGAUGACUUAUUUUAACUUUUUUCAAAUGAAAAAGAGAUCAAUUUAGUACUUGAGGGUGGAAUUGAAAACCAAAGGUGCGGAUUAGGGUGCAAAUGACAAAAUUGCAACGUCAGGGUGCAUUUGAAAAGGGGCUAAAAAGUGGGGGUUUUUUUGUG